Molecule: messenger RNA, 6114 nt
Organism: Fulmarus glacialis (Northern fulmar)
Lineage: Eukaryota; Metazoa; Chordata; Aves; Procellariiformes; Procellariidae
Gene: CCDC88C
Product: coiled-coil domain containing 88C
Exons: 30
Coding region: 1-6114 (2037 amino acids)
Biological process (GO): cytoskeleton-dependent intracellular transport; cytoplasmic microtubule organization
Cellular component (GO): cytoplasm; centrosome
Molecular function (GO): dynein light intermediate chain binding; microtubule binding
Source: RefSeq, a predicted model, not a curated record
AUGGACCUGGUGGAUGGCGUCGUCCUGAACAAAAUCAUGCUGCAGAUAGACCCUCGACCAACCAACCAACGUGUCAACAAGCACGUAAAUAAUGACACCUAUCUUCGGGUUCAAAACCUGACCAUCUUAGUCAGAAACAUUAAGACUUACUAUCAGGAGGUCCUCCAGCAGCUGAUUGUAAUGAAUUUACCAAAUGUUUUGAUGAUUGGUAAAGAUCCUCUUUCUGGUAAAAGUAUGGAUGAAAUUAAGAAGCUGCUGUUGUUGGUUCUGGGAUGUGCUGUGCAGUGUGAAAGAAAAGAAGAGUUUAUUGAAAGAAUAAAACAACUGGAUAUUGAAACCCAAGCUGCCAUUGUGUCACACAUUCAGGAGGUGACUCACAACCAGGAGAAUGUCUUCGACUUGCAGUGGCUGGAGCUCCCAGAUAUGGCCCCAGAAGAACUAGAGUCUCUCUCCAGGAAUAUGGUUUUCCACCUCAAGAGACUCAUUGAUGAGAGAGAUGAAUGCACGGAAGUCAUUGUAGAUCUCACUCAAGAGAGAGAUUAUCUGCAGUCUCAGCAACCACCAAGUCCUCUGAAAGCACCAAGUCCAGAUUCUUCACCAAACCCAGCCAGCCCUCUUUCUAAUGAAGACAAGCAGCACCUUGCAGUUGAGCUGGCAGACACCAAGGCUAAAUUGAGAAGAAUCCGGCAGGAGCUGGAAGAGAAGUCUGAGCAGCUUGUAGAUUCUAAACAUGAAGUUGAGCAGCUCACCCUAGAGCUGCAAAAAAUAAAACAAGAGAAUAUCCACCUGGCCUCAGAUGCUCGCUCUGCCCGAGCAUACAGAGAUGAGCUCGACUCUCUGAGAGAGAGGGCAAACCGUGUGGAGAGACUUGAGAUGGAACUUGUUCGGUGCAAAGAGAAACUUCAUGAUGUGGAUUUUUACAAAGCUCGGAUGGAGGAGUUAAGAGAGGACAACAUCAUAUUAAUUGAAACAAAGGCCAUGCUAGAAGAACAGCUAACAAUGGCAAGAGCUCGUGGUGAUAAACUGCAUGAAUUAGAGAAGGAAAAUUUGCAGCUGAAAUCCAAACUUCAUGAUGUAGAGCUGGACCGGGACACGGACAAGAAGAGAAUUGAAGAGCUGCUGGAGGAGAACAUGGUCUUGGAGAUUGCACAGAAACAGAGCAUGAACGAGUCUGCACACCUAGGCUGGGAACUAGAACAACUGUCUAAAAGCACAGAUCUUGCAGAUACCAGAAAGUCCUUUGUGUUUGAGUUGAAUGAAUGUGCUUCGAGUCGCAUACUGAAGCUAGAGAAGGAUAAUCAGAGCUUGCAGAACACAAUCCAAGAGCUGAGAGAUGCCUCCUUGACCUCCAGAGAGAGCAGCCUAAAGUUUGUGGAACUGGAAAAUGAAAAUCAGCAGCUUAGCAAAAAGAUUGAGAAGUUGCAAAAUCAAAUCGAAAAAGAGAAGCAAAGUAAUCAAGAUCUGGAGACCUUGAGCGAGGAGCUGAUAAAAGAUAAGGAACAGCUGCAAGUUGUCAUGGAGACUCUAAAAGCUGACAAAGACAGACAGAUAAAGGACCUUAAACAAGAAAAUGAUCACCUUAAUCAAGUGGUCUUAUCCCUGAGACAAAGAUCUCAAGUGAGCAGCGAGGCACGAGUAAAAGAUAUUGAAAAAGAGAACAAGAUUCUCCAUGAAACGGUUACAGAGACUAGUAGCAAACUGAGCAAGCUGGAAUUUGAGAAGAAACAAUUGCAAAAGGAUUUUUGGGAAGAAAUGGAAAAAGAGCUCCAUCGGCUGGAAGAAAUGGAAAAAGAGCUCCAUCGGCUGGAGAGGGAGAAUGAACAGCUCACAAAGAAGGCAGCAGCGAUGAAAAUAGUGACAGAAAAAGUUGAAGUUCUCGAGCAGGAGAAUGGGGAUCUGGAAGUAGAAAAUAGGAAGCUAAGAAAAUCCCUGGACACAUUGCAGAAUAUUUCCAUCCGGCUAGGGGACCUGGAAAGGGACAACAAGCAACUGGAUGAAGAAAAUCUGGAGCUUAGGAGAGUGGUGGAGACCAUGAGAUUUACCACCACAAAAAUGGCACAAAUAGAAGCAGAAAAUAAAGAUUUGGAGAGGGAGAAAGAGGACUUAAGGAAGAAUGUGGAAAUGUUAAAAGCAAUGAGCAAGAAAUCGGAGAGGCUGGAGUUAAGCUAUCAGAGCAUCAACUCUGAAAACCAGAGACUUCAGCAAAUCUUGGAGAACAGCAGCAAAAAGAUCCAGGAGCUAGAAAAAGAAGUACACGGAAUGGAGAGUGAAAAUCAAGUUCUCCAGAGAAACCUUGAGGAGCUAAAGAUUUCUGCCAAACAGCUAGAGAGGUUAGAAAAGGAGAACAAAGCCCUAGAACAAGAAAUGUCUCAGCUUGAGAAAGACAAAAAAAUGCUAGAGAAAGAAACAAAACGGCUUUGGCAGCAAGUGGAGCUGAAAGAUGCUAUUUUGGAUGAUAGUACAGUAAAGUUGGCAGUUGCUGAGAAAGAAAACAAGACACUAGAAAAGGAAGUUGCUCGAUUCAGAGAUUCAUCUAAUAAGCUGAAAGAAUUUGAAAAGGACAAUAAAGAUCUCAUAAAGCAAGUUACAAUUGAUAAAAGAACACUAGCUACAUUGAGAGAGGAUUUGGUCCUGGAGAAGCUGAAGAGUCAACAGUUGUCUAAUGAGCUGGACAAACUGAGCCAGGAACUGGAGAAGAUAGGAUUGAACAAAGAGCUGCUGCUACAGGAUCACAAUGGCAAUGAUGACUCAAAAUACAAGAUUCUGGAGAGCAAAACUGAAUCGGCACUAAAAACAACACUAGCUGUGAAAGAGGAAAAGAUCGCAGUGCUGGAAGCUCAAGUGAAAGACUUUCUGAACUUGAACCAGCAGUUACAGAAUGAUCUAAAUAUGGUAAAGAAGGAUUUUGAUGCACUUAAGCAGACUCAACAGGAUGGGCAGUAUGCUCAGAAGUCACUGAGGUAUUCCGCAGAGAAACUCAUUCCCAACCACCAAAUGAAUGAGAAACUGGAAACAGGACACCAAGAAGCUACCAUGGAGCUGCUGAAACUGAAGGACAGGGCAAUUGAACUGGAAAGGAAUAAUGCAGUCCUGCAGACUGAGAAGCAGCUGCUUAAAGAACAGCUGAAGCAUUUGGAAACACAGAAUGUCUCCUUCAAUAAUCAGAUCCUGACACUACAGAAGCAAAAUGUCUUCCUUCAGGAGCACAACACUGCCCUGCAGACACAGACGGCCAAACUCCAGGUAGAAAAUUCAACCCUGAGCUCCCAGAGUGCUUCACUGAUGACCCAGAAUGCUUUACUCCAAAAUCAGCAGACAGCCAAGGAGAAUGAGAAUGAAAAUCUACUGAAACAGAAGGAGCAGCUGAAAGCUGAGUAUGAGUCAUUGCUUCAGGACCAUGAACACCUUGCUUCACUGCAUGAACGGCAGUCCGCAGAAUAUGAAGUGCUAAUAAACCAGCACAGCUGCCUAAAAACGUUACACAAAAACCUGGAUCUGGAGCACAAAGGUCUGGGUGAGAGAUACAAGAGUUUAAUGAAAUACAAGGCAGAAUUGGAAGAGUUGGAAAUAGUUUUAAAAACUGAGAGAGAGGUUCUCCAACAAGAGAGGAGAUCAAAUGCAAUAACCACUGGGGAAAAUGAGAAGCUGAGGGAGGAACUGGACAGGGUGAAUUUCUUGCACAACCAACUAAAGGCAGAGUAUGAAGGGCUGCAUUCACACACUAAAGAGCUGAAAACUUCCUUGAACAACUCUCAGCUGGAGCUGAAUCGUUGGCAGGCUCGCUACGAUGAGCUUAAAGAACAGCACCAGUCCAUGGAUCUCUCUCUGACCAAGCUGGAUAACCACUGUGAGCUGCUGUCCCGUCUAAAGGGAAAUCUGGAAGAAGAAAACCAUCAUCUCCUGAGUCAGAUUCAGAUGCUGAGCCAGCAGAAUCAGAUGUUACUGGAGCAGAAUAUGGAGAACAAGGAGCAGUAUCAUGAAGAACAGAAACAGUACAUUGAUAAAUUGAACGCCUUAAGGAGACACAAGGAAAAACUUGAAGAGAAGAUAAUGGAUCAGUACAAGUUUUAUGAUCCUACUCCAAAAAAGAAAAACCACUGGAUUGGAGCCAGAGCCUUAGUCAAACUAAUCAAGCCAAAGAAGGAGACUACAAGGGAGCGGUUGAAACCAGCAGCAGAAAGCCCCUCAUGGCAUUCUGAAUCCCCAGAGACGGUAAACUCUCCAUCUGCCUUCCAAAAACUGAAACAUCAACAAGAGACUCAGGAUAAUAACUCUCAAGGGUCAAACUCCAUGGAAGAGAGAGAGAACCCUGGGGGUUCUUCAAACAAAGUGUUAAUGGACCUAAAGCAAAAGAGGAAUUCCCAUCACGGAGGCAGCAAUGAUAAUGUUGAAAUCUCAGCAGACUCUGCGACAAAACACUGCUGUGUGGAGCUGGGUCCCAGGACUUACUCGACCUCAGCUAUUCAUCUGCACACUUCCACCCCCAUCUCCAGGCUCCAGAGCAGACCAACAGACUAUAAUUCAGAAGAUAAUCUAUGUGAACAGUCCCCUGAGCUGGAGUUUGCAAGCACCAGACAGCACGGUUCCUUAGAUCAUAUCCAUGGUAGAACCGAGAGCCUCAGCAGUGAAGAUAUGGUGCCCAGCAGAGAGGCACCAGCCUUGCUCCGAGACACCUAUCCCUUUCACUCCCCUUCUGCAGUCUUAAGCCCUAGCAGCAGGCAUGAGUCCUCCUCCCACAGGAAUGGUUUGAUCUCUUAUGAUAUACCUCAGAAGAGUACUCCAUCCCAGUCUUACGCAGGCAGGCAACACUCUGCCUCACCUGGCAGUGAGAUGGUAACUUUGGAAGAGUUCUUGGAAGAGAGCAACAGGCUGUCCCCACCAAGUCGUCGGCGCAGUUUAAAUGAGAGUGAAAUGAUUUCAUUGCACCAAUUUCUGUUAGAAGCUGAUGCACUGUAUCCCUCUUGCUACUCCCUAUGUCCUUCCCUCCAUCAGGAACCUUCGCAGUCACUCGAAUCAGUCCUCAGUCGUUCAUGUCCCAACAGCGUGAGGCACAGAACAGGCAGGGGAAAUAGGAGAUCUACUUCACUGUAUAUCCCCAGGGACACCUCCAAUAACAGAGAUGACUUGCUCACUGAUUAUUUUGGGAAAGCAAAUGAGCCUUCAACUGCUGGGAACCUGCUGGUUCAGCCAUCCAGAAAGGAGGCUGCUAAGAUGCCCACUAGUCUUGUUGCUCCAACUGUAAAGAUGACCAUCGCCAAUGAAGAAGGAAGAACAGCUAAGCCUGGAGAUUACAUGAAGCCAAACCUCAGACAAGUCGAACCUGAGCCUCUGGCAAAUUCCCAGGGGUCCCUUAAGCUUUCUCACACGCCACAGCACCAGCCCGCCAGUGGGAUGCGGCAGAUGGCACAGCCUCAGCAGCCUGGAACCGCGAGCAGGAGGACUACAUCACUGAGCAGGGCAUUUAGCUUAGCCUCUGCAGACCUCCUCAGAGCCACCGGCCCGGAGACAUACAGGCAGGAGAGCCAUCAAAAGUCAGCAGCAGACCUGCGUGGGGGCAAGGAUGCUGUCAGUCAGACCGCUAGGGCUUCUGCGCCAAUGAGCUCCCAGGCAGCCUUAAGAGAGAGGCCACAGUCUGCAAAGGUGGCAGGUUCCUUGCAAGGUGUUGAUUCCCGCUGUCGGCAGCUUGAUGCGAGGCGCCUUUCCCUGGCCUCACCAAAAGAUGAGAGGCCACUCUCCUUCCAUCAGUUGUCUGCCUCACCCACUGCAUCCACCAGCAAUCUGAAUGUGCAGCAACAGGAGCGUGUGAACCCUGGGCAACACUACUCACCCGCAUCGCACACUCCCUCUAAAGUCAAACCCAAGCCAGCCCCUCGUACUGGGGAGGUGGCCACAGUGGCCCCUGCCAGAGCUGUUUCCAGCAGCACCGAGGGAAGUAUUUCCCUAGGGCAAGGCCAGGGUGAUGCCCUACUUAAAAAGUGCCAGGGUAAGCUGCCAGAAGGCAGCGCUGGGGCUAUGGAGGAGCCCGUGAGAGGAAGCAGCUCCAACAGCACUCCCGGGUCUCCGGAUCCCCAGGGGGAUCAGCAGACGGUUUGGUAUGAGUAUGGGUGUGUGUAA